CCCAUGGCUUUGCGCUGCACAUUGCUGUCUGACACCACAGCACAAGGAACAACCGACCAAAUCCAGCUACAAUCAUGCAGUCUGCCGAAUCCAAAUUUAACAAAAAAAGCCUCCUCUUGGCUCUGAGGCGCUACAGCUCAACCAUCAAUGAUAUGGAGAAGACCGUUCUCUUGCCGACCUUGCUGAGAGACGUGCCGGCUGACGAGGUGUGGGACUGUGAAGCCGCAGAGGAGUCCUGCUGCGACCUGUACAGCAACUACCUAAUGCUCAAAGCCAUAAGGAACACAGUGGAGAGCGGCCUGGUUCCACUGGACGACCACAAAGCCAAUAACAACGCACUCAACAAGACCCUGGGGCCUCUCUUGGACACAGAUCCAGAAGUACUCUUCCGUUUUCACCUGAGUGGACUGUUUUCUGUGAUGAACGACCUCACCAAGAAGUCUCAGAGCCUUACUGAGAAGUAUAUGGACAUCGUUGGAGUGGCAAAUUGAAAAAAAUGUCAACUUCUGAUGUUUGUUAAGGCGUAAUAUAAUGGGCAAAGUCACCUUAACAUCUAAAUUGUUUACUUUCACUGCCCAUGUGUGUCUAACUUAAUAAAUAUGGAAUAAAAGUGUAUAACCUUAAACUAAUAA
Scomber japonicus (chub mackerel) is the source of this 632-nucleotide messenger RNA. It is a transcript of the gene thrsp, whose product is annotated as thyroid hormone responsive. NCBI's taxonomy places the organism in Eukaryota, Metazoa, Chordata, Actinopteri, Scombriformes, Scombridae. The record is from RefSeq and is a predicted model, not a curated record. Gene Ontology annotation, biological process: regulation of lipid biosynthetic process. The transcript has a single exon. The coding region runs from base 75 to 491 and encodes 138 amino acids. Gene Ontology annotation, cellular component: cytosol.